AUGGACGGAGAAAAAGUUACAGGUGACGAUUCUUCCAAUUUCUCCAUAAACGCACAACUAGAUUCAACCCCUCGAAUGAAUAUAUUUGGAAGGAAGACGAGAGGUAGGCCAAGGUUAUUCCGAUCAAUUAUUUCACCUAAAUCUUCAAACUUAUCGUCUAUGCCUCAAGCCCCAAUCUCUUCCGCACCCCCACAACUAGCACAUUCAAACUCGUCGGCCAUGUCUCUGCCCCCAAUCUCUUCCGCACUCCCACAACUAGCACCAGAUUUUUCUAGUAACAUAUGUAAAAAAGGUGAGCCUGACAAAAAUAUUGUUGAAGACACUGAUAUACGUUAUUUACAUUUUUAUAAGGGGGAGGACAUAUGUUCGAAGCUAUAUUGGUAUGCUACUAAUAUGCAGAAAAACAUUUGUGUUAUAUCUGCAACGGGUUCAAUAUCAGAAGUUACACUUCAAAAAGGAGACAAUUACUUGUCAACAAUUAAAUAUGAGGGAUUUUAUAAAGUUGUAACAUUAGCAGGGUUGAUUUUGCCCAUUAAGCCAAACACUACCGACUCCACAGUAGCGGACAAACAAGGAGGAUUGAUGGUUUCAUUUGAAGGUGAAGAUGGGCGUUCAGUAAAUGGCUUAGUUUCAAGCUCACUAAUAGCCUAUGAGAAAGUUGAGGUUUUAGCUAGUGUAUACGCGUCUAGACCCGGUGAAUAUAAAACAUGGGAAGAAAUGGAAUCAAGCGAGUCCAUACAACUUUCUUCAUCGGUUCCAAUUGGCUCAAGUCCCAAUUUUCAAUCAAACUUACAAUGGGUCACUAGUACAACAAAUCCUGUAGCCGAAAGAGACGAAGUGACAAGCAACAAUAGAAUUAUGGGUCAAGAGAGUAGUGUCCUUAAACCAAAGGAGACACCGAAAGACAAUCAAAAUCGAAAAGUUCGAAUCUUUAGUCCACGAGGGUUGUUAAAAGUUUCUUUAGUUCAAGGGCAAGAACCGGUGGUUGGAAAUGAUAAUACUGGUGAUAAUGUUGUUAUCCUGUCGGAGCAAAGAGAUUGA
Molecule: messenger RNA, 1041 nt
Organism: Impatiens glandulifera
Lineage: Eukaryota; Viridiplantae; Streptophyta; Magnoliopsida; Ericales; Balsaminaceae
Product: AT-hook motif nuclear-localized protein 1-like
Exons: 5
Coding region: 1-1041 (346 amino acids)
Molecular function (GO): minor groove of adenine-thymine-rich DNA binding
Source: RefSeq, a predicted model, not a curated record